UUUAGGGUGUUAGAACAACAAGACAAAGUAGAUGGAAAAAGAAAAGUCAACCAACUAAUCGUCUGAAUAGUCAAGUGGCUCCAUUAACAAAAUAUAACCCGAAAAGUAUUGAGCAGAUUUUUGUUGAUGGGUGCUUGUUGGAGCAGUAGGAUUAAGGCCGUGAGUCCUUCCAAUACAGGGUUCACUUCUAGAAGUGUUAGCAGAGAUGGCCAUGACAUCCAGUCAAGUAGCAGGAACUCAUCAGCUUCCAUACCCAUGACCCCUCGGAGCGAGGGAGAGAUCUUACAAUUUUCCAAUUUAAAAAGCUACAGCUACAAUGAGCUAAAAAUGGCCACAAAAAAUUUCUGCCCAGAUAGUGUCCUAGGAGAGGGUGGAUUUGGUUCAGUUUUCAAGGGCUGGAUUGAUGAACAUUCGCUUGCUGUUACCAGACCCGGAACAGGCAUGGUUAUUGCCGUGAAGAAACUUAACCAAGACAGUUUCCAGGGUCACAAGGAAUGGUUGGCUGAAAUCAACUAUCUUGGCCAACUGCAAAAUCCUAAUCUUGUGAAGUUGAUAGGCUACUGCUUAGAGGAUCAGCACCGGCUUCUAGUUUAUGAGUAUAUGCCCAAAGGCAGUGUGGAGAAUCAUCUGUUCAGAAGAGGAUCUCAUUUUCAGCAGCUUUCUUGGACUUUGAGAUUGAAAAUAUCCCUUGGGGCUGCAAGGGGUCUUGCUUUUCUCCAUAGCACAGAAACUAAAGUCAUAUACCGUGACUUUAAGACUUCCAAUAUCCUUCUUGAUACUAACUAUAAUGCCAAACUUUCUGAUUUUGGGCUGGCCAGAGAUGGACCAACUGGUGAUAAAAGCCAUGUUUCUACUAGGGUCAUGGGAACCCAUGGAUAUGCAGCACCAGAGUAUCUAGCAACAGGUCACCUCACUGCCAAGAGUGAUGUCUAUAGUUUUGGAGUAGUUCUUUUGGAAAUGUUAUCAGGAAGACGAGCCAUAGACAAGAACCGACCAUCUGGAGAGCAAUGCCUAGUUGAAUGGGCAAAGCCUUACCUUUCUAACAAACGCAGAGUUUUUCGUGUGAUGGAUAGUCGUCUUGAAGGACAGUAUUCCCUUACCCAAGCUCAAAGGGCAGCCACCCUUGCUUUUCAAUGUCUUUCUGUAGAGCCCAAAUACAGGCCAAAUAUGGAUGAGGUGGUGAAAGCAUUGGAGCAGCUACGCGAAUCAAAUGAUAAGGUGAAAAAUGGUGAUCAUAAAAAGUGUAGAGUUAGUGGCUCUGGCCUUGGCCACCCCAAUGGACUCCCUGCGUCUACCAGCAAAGGAAGUAUAGAUGCUGCUAAAAAGUUUAAUUAUCCUAGGCCCUCUGCUUCUCUCCUUUAUUCUUAAGUGAAGGAGUUUUGUGAUGAGGUGAGAAGAGUUAUGGAACUGCUAGCAGUUCUUAGGUUUGGUAUGAACCAUACUUAUUAAGCAAUGUAUAGUUUCAUUUUUUUUUCUUAUAUUUUGGCCUAAAUUUUGUCAUUGUAAUCCUGAUUGUUAACAUAGUGCCAUCUAAUCUGGAUCCUUAAGGUUUUUGUUACUCUUGAAUCCUGUAUAAAAGUGCAACGAGGGACCAACAAAGUUCAUCGCAAUGGUUUUUUAAA
Glycine soja is the source of this 1622-nucleotide messenger RNA. Its product is annotated as receptor-like cytoplasmic kinase 176. Gene Ontology annotation, biological process: protein phosphorylation. The record is from RefSeq and is a predicted model, not a curated record. Gene Ontology annotation, molecular function: ATP binding; protein kinase activity. NCBI's taxonomy places the organism in Eukaryota, Viridiplantae, Streptophyta, Magnoliopsida, Fabales, Fabaceae. The coding region runs from base 127 to 1368 and encodes 413 amino acids. The transcript is spliced from 7 exons.